CAAAAUCAUUCGUUUCCCAACCGCUGCCAAAGCUGCAUCGUACGCUCGCUACCAGCUGUUCUGCGAGCAUGCUCUAUGUUUACGCGCUUCAAAACAUUUGAACAGGUUUGACAGUCACAGACCAAAACAACACCAAAAAACAUUGUGACUUUUUACUUGAGUGAUAUAUUAGUGCUACAAAAGAAAGUAGUUUUUGUAUUUGUAUCGCCUUUUUUGAAAACGACUUUUCCCUCGAAGUGAAUGUGUUUUCGCCUUUUAAGACGCUAAGUGAAAAUCGGUAACAUGGUUUGUGGAUAUUGUUGCAAUGAAGAUGGACGGUUUAGUUGUUGACAUUUUUUUGUGAUUCGGAAUAAUGUUAAUUGCUACGCCGUACAGGGAUUUUGACGUGAGUGAUAAGAGCCCUCCGAGGGUAAUCUCGGAGGUCAGGAAGAGCUGUGGCAGCUAUUAUUUUUCACCAACAAACUUCAGGGUUAAAAUAUCAGGCGAUUUACUUUUGAAGUUUGGAAACGAUAGAAACUGGUGGCCGAGGAAGGUGUCAGUCAGAUGUGGUCAGUUGUUGGUAUCGUCGUCAUGUGCCCAAGGACCAUUAUCCUUAAGAUUACCACUACGACAUCUCAGUCUACAAGCUGGUCCUCUACCCAACAGCCUUUCGCUGUGCAAAGGCCAGACUAAAGUCUUAACUCUACAGACUGCAGAUGAAAAAUCCUUCGGCGAAUGGGUGAAAACAAUCGCAAUCGAACUCAUCCGCCAAACACCUCUGGAUGCCAUAAAGUACCUAGACAUCCUCACAAUAGCCGAUUGCUGGAACAGGAGAGAGCCCACCUACGAAAAAGACUGGAACUUCAACUACACCCCCCAAAAGAGCCAACAACCACCUCCCGAAACGACGUGUAAAAGUUGCGAACAAAACCAAAAAUCCCCACCCCCAACCCCCCCGAAAUCCGUCUCUUCAGAAGUCGAAGAGAAGUACGUGGAAGACCUCCUCAAGAAAUGUCAAGACACUCAGAGCUACGUACCCGUCAAAGAAAAACUGUUUUUGUUUGAAUCUCUGUGUAAAUUACGACGAAAAGUCCGUAGCACUGAAGAUGUUUCUCUAAAGCCCGAAACUAGUACGAAACGAGCGAGGUCCUUACACGAUUUGAGUAAUAUUAGCUCCCACAAUGCCGUAAGGGAGAUUUGUAAGUAUUUCGAAAAUAAGACCAACGAUAAUCCUCCAGUGUACGUAAAUACUGGACGAUUGGUCAAUUCAGAUUCUUAUUUGAACGAUUUGUAUAAAGUACGUAAAGUGUACACCACAUAAAUGUUAAUUUUUCGAUAUUAUUGACACUCUGUAUUAAUUAAAACUAUUAUAUGUUUUAAAGUGUUUAUUUAUUGAUGUAUAUAAAAUAAAUUUUUAACUAAAUGUUACAGAAUUUUAAUAAAUUGAUAUUUUUAUCUGA
This is a messenger RNA of Diabrotica virgifera virgifera (western corn rootworm), 1439 nucleotides long. RefSeq lists its product as uncharacterized. The transcript has 3 exons. The record is from RefSeq and is a predicted model, not a curated record. The coding region runs from base 353 to 1300 and encodes 315 amino acids. Lineage: Eukaryota; Metazoa; Arthropoda; Insecta; Coleoptera; Chrysomelidae.